AAUAUGGAAAAUCGCGAAACUUCAUCAAUAGUAGUCAAUCUUCAACAGUUGCACACAUACUAAUGGUAGCGGAAUUAUACAAAAUAAUUCUAAUCGACUAACCAGUUAUAUCGACUUCCACAAACUUUCUAAUUUGGUAAAGAAAGUAAACAGGAGUUACAACUAGAACCUUAUACACAAAAACGUCAACAUGACAUUAAUAUACAUUUGUCAAAAAUAUUUACAAAAUUAUAGUUAUAAAUUAUCACUUCUUGCUCUUUGAGGCGAGUACUUGAAAUAAUGACUUCGCACGCAUUUUACGCGGACGCCGAAAAUAAGACGAAUCGGCGUAUCCGACGUUGGUAUCAAGAGAACCUAUUGACUGUGUUGCACCAUGCUAAGGAGAGACAGGCCAGGGAUGUAGACGCGUCUAUAGCGCUCGCCGAAGAAUUUUUAAGGAAAUUGGAUGAACCCCUUGAAAAACCCGCGGUCGUGCCAUUACGCGAAUUAAUACCGUCAAAAGACGAUAGCUUGAUGAAGCCUAUUGAGCCUGAAGUGCUCAACUUACUAUAUGGAGGUACAGAAAAAGGUGCUGCGAAGAAAUAUUUGAAGGCACGGAAUAAAAAAGCUCCUGAAGAUAGAUAUAACUUCCGUUUAACAACAAACUGGGAUUAUGGGUGGCAACAAAAGCAGUACAGACAGCGCGCGCGGGACGUCAACCGCGCCCGGUGCGCCAUACUGCGAGACACGUUCUACAGGAAAAACAACCUAGCUGCUGACCCUAGACACUACUCACAGCCCGCUGGUGGCGAGAUAUCUGUAUGCAGCGAAUACUCUUGCAACUUCACCUAAAUGGACUACCACGUAGACUAGAUAAUAAAUUAUCAGGUACAUUAGAUCACAACCUAAUAAUAGUAGCAAAUCUGAAACUAGUAAUCAUAAUUAAUAAAUUAUUUUAUAAUUACUAUGUAAUUGUUAAAUAUUAACUGUGCGGUUUAUAAAUAAUAGACGUUGUAUAGCAAAAAACAUAUAUUUUAUAAUUUUAUUAUUUACAAUAAUUCAACUUUUAUUUACAUAUUAACAACA
Molecule: messenger RNA, 1065 nt
Organism: Galleria mellonella (greater wax moth)
Lineage: Eukaryota; Metazoa; Arthropoda; Insecta; Lepidoptera; Pyralidae
Product: protein ATP6V1FNB-like
Exons: 3
Coding region: 280-831 (183 amino acids)
Source: RefSeq, a predicted model, not a curated record